This is a messenger RNA of Priapulus caudatus, 2164 nucleotides long. RefSeq lists its product as uncharacterized. Gene Ontology annotation, molecular function: protein binding. Bases 604 to 1794 code for a protein of 396 amino acids. The record is from RefSeq and is a predicted model, not a curated record. NCBI's taxonomy places the organism in Eukaryota, Metazoa, Priapulida, Priapulimorpha, Priapulimorphida, Priapulidae. The transcript has 11 exons.
GGGCAGGUAAACAUUUGUAUUUUGUACAUUUGUAUGUGGGCCGGUAAACAUUUGUGCAUCAUUCCCGUUACUUGUGAGGCAUGAAUGGACACGAAAGAGCCUACGUAUCUGUGAUGCAAGAUGAAGCUGGGGUUGACGAAGACAAUGCGUUUAAGGGUGACGAUCUGCACAGCAUAGAGCUUCAGAAGUUCACGGGCAAGAGCAGCUUGUACGUACCCCGCACGGCGCCUCUCCCACCUGAGCCCGACGUGAGGACGUGUGGGCUUCCACUGUCACGUCUGCGCAGCUGCUGCUUCAUUCUCUCGAUCGUACUCGCAUUUGCAUUUGUCCUUGUCUUUCUGUUCGUGGUGCCGUGCCACGACAACUGCGUCUCCUGUGAUAAACCCCAAUCCGACUGGACACGUGAGUUUCCGAACAGUGACUCACACUCACUGGUGGUAGUUGAACUGGAGGAUGGGAGCAAGGUCAUUCUGGUGCCUUACACAAACUUUGCUGAAGGAGUCGUAACGGACUGUGGAAAUGAAGCGGAUACUGAUAGUUGCCCGGGCGGAGUAAUGGCGCUCUCGGGAGAUGACGGGGCCAUCCUGUGGAGAACAGGGCUGAAUGGCCGCCCCCGGUCGCUCAUCUGUGCAACACUACAGGAGCUACAACGACAAGAAUGCUUCCUUAUUGCAUCUGGAGACUCCCUGGCCAAUGUGGAUCCAGAAAACGGUCACAUCAUCUGCUAGUAAGCUAAUGCUGCUAUCCAGUGCAUCUGGUCAGAUGUUGGGUUCACCAAUGAGUCUUCCAGAUGUAACGCUUGCGAAUGAUCCCGUCCUCUACGAAAGAUCAAAUGGUGCUAUCCACAUUCUGCUCAAUGCGGUAUCAAGUGAUAGAAAAGCUACUUUAUUGGGGCUUUCCUUGCGAGAUCUCUACAGGAAUGCUGUCAAUGUGAGCAUACCAGAUACUGCUUCCCUGCAGGUAAGCGUGAUGGCGAGUGGAGACUGGAACAGAGUGGAACCGCCAGAUAACAUGGGACUCCAGGUUCUAUACAGGAGUCUUGGCGACGCCCCGACGCACAUGCAGACGCCCAUCCUUGCCGAUCUUGAUCGUGACUUGAUCGCUGAUGUGCUGCUGCUGGGAUACGACGGAGCGGUGACCGUCCUCGGUGGUCAAACUUUCACCGAGCUGUGGAAGGCGGAGUUUCCCGGAGCAGGGUCCUACAGCCCUCCGGCUGUAUCGUGGUACAACACAGAUGAGUAUCCAGAUAUUAUGGUGAACCAAAUGCAUGGUCACAAUGCAACGGUCCUGAUACUCGAUGGCAGCACAGGCAGCAUCUUGUGGUCCCUGCAGGUGCCCAGUCACGAGCAUGGAGCUCCCGUUGCCAUGGUUACUGCAGACAGCUUUGCUAGCACGUUUGUCUUUAUGGUUCAUGGAAGAAUCGGGGAUAAUGGCACUGUGCUGUCUGUCACCAGCGAAGCACAAUUGUGUAGCAGUCACAGCACUACUGUGGGUCUGAAUGUCUACGCUAUUGACUCCAGCAUGGGGGAGACUGCAUUACAUCUGACAGAGCAGUUGCCAAGAAUCUACUCAAUUGGAAUGAACAAACAGGAUGAAAGAAAGAAGAGUUGUACGGUGCUGACACCUGGUGAGGAACCAUCAGUUUCCAUCGCACACAUUUCGUCAGCGGUUACGAAGGAUGUGAUAUUACAGGUGGCACUGCAAGCCGACGACGGCAACGGUGAUUCGAUGCUAGUUCUCAGGAAGCUGUCCUAUGAGGAAGCCCUGCGCAGGGAUUCAAUUGUGCACCUGUGAUUCCACACCUACUGCGUCACUCCCUCGCUCACGCCUGUACACCUGUGAUUCCCCACCUACUGUGUCACUCCCUCGCUCACGCCUGUACAUCUGUGAUUCCACACCUACUGCGUCACUCCCUCGCUCACGCCUAUGACGACACACGAUGCUGGUCUCUAACUUUGGUGCUUAUAUAUAUAUAUAUGUGUGUAUAUAUAUAUAUGUGUGUGUGUGUGUGUGUGCGUGUGUGUGUGCGUGUGUGCAUGCGUGCGUGUGUGCGUGUGUGUAGGGGGUCGUGGUAAUACCGAUAAUCAGUGUUUGGCAGCUUUAUACUAUUCAGGUUCUCACCAUGUAUGUAGGAAUAGAUGCUAGAGCUUCUUGUCUUUAAGAU